Molecule: messenger RNA, 1319 nt
Organism: Schistocerca gregaria
Lineage: Eukaryota; Metazoa; Arthropoda; Insecta; Orthoptera; Acrididae
Product: speckle-type POZ protein-like
Exons: 3
Coding region: 242-1306 (354 amino acids)
Biological process (GO): proteasome-mediated ubiquitin-dependent protein catabolic process; regulation of proteolysis
Cellular component (GO): cytoplasm; nucleus
Molecular function (GO): ubiquitin protein ligase binding
Source: RefSeq, a predicted model, not a curated record
CGCAGUUUGAAAAUCUUGUGAGAAUACCUUAACGUGGUGUCUGAUAUCGCCAGAUGUGAACAGGCAACGAAACUGCGUAAACAUCAGGAUCAGCUGGCGACCUAGAAACUGUUUGUGCCAGCAACAGCUUUGGACUGCAACAUUGAUCAACAGCUGGCUCUGACGCCUGCGAAACAGUUUCUGAAGGACGUGGGAGAGGAUAAUUUUGCAUUACUAAAGUCCCAACCUUUCUGCUGACACCAUGAGCUUUAACGCUAGAUCCUUUAACUAUGGGUUUCCAGGAGGAAGUUUCAGAACAAUUGAUAUUGCAGAAGUAGCAACUGGUACACCAACCGUUCUAAAGGACUCGAAUGGUACAAACUUUGAGGACUACACUUUCGUUAAAACCUGGACUGUGAGGGGACUGAAGACACUAGAAGGAACAGCCGGAAUUAAGUCCAUUUCGUUCACCCACCAGAAUUUCAGUAAAUGGUGUAUGGUUCUUACAAAGAAAAACAAUGAACUUUUUUUGCAGUUUUUGCUCGAAAAGUGUGAACCGGGGAAGCUAUUGAGAGCGAAGCUGAAAGCUGACGAGAUUCUUCCAAGUGGUGAAAAAAGAGAAGUGUUUCCAUGUGAAUGGUACGAACUGGAAGAAGGAAGCUCCUCCGAAAUGCAGCUCGUUAGGAAAGCAAACUGUACAGGAGAGGACAACAGCGAAAAUGAGAUAACACUGCAGUGUGAAGUUAGCAUGCGAUGCAUUGUUCACGACGAACUGCCCACGGCAGACGCAGCAGAGCAACAGUCUGAUGUUGCGAGGGCUGUAGAUGAGAUGUACCGUGAAGGAGUGCACACAGACUUUGAGCUGCACACAAAAGGCACGGUUCUGAAGGCACACAAGUCACUACUUUCUGUGCGGAGCCCUUACUUUGCCGCCUUGCUGCAGCCUCACACGAAGGAAGCAAAGGAAGGCCUUGUGCAGAUCACCGAUGUGAAGACCGAACCACUGAAGCAGGUCCUGCUGUUUAUGUACACGGGUGUGGCCCCGGCUCUCAAGGACAUGCCGUGGGACUUGCUCAUAGCUGCUGACAAAUUCCAGCUCCAGCAGCUAAAGCGACAGUGCGAGGCCCACAUCGCCAGCCACUUGGAUGUGGACAACGCCGCAGAAACUGCAGCCAACGCCUUGCUGUUCUCCUGCGACGUGCUGUGGGACCGUGCGGUGUUCUUCAUUAGAAGCAAUCUCUACCAGGUCAUGCGCACUCCUGGCUGGGCUUUCGUUAUAACUGCUCAUCCUGAAGCCAUACUGCGUCUCAGUGAGCUGAUGGGAUGAAUCAGUAACAAGA